UUGAAUUGGAACUGAAGAAAUUUACCUUCCUUUUUGGACAACAGACAGUGACGAUAAUCAUGUUGUUUACACCUUUAAGACAUUCAUAUACACUGACGUUAUGCUUGACGUUACUGGUGUCGGCGGUGUUUGGCGGAAAAAUGAAGAUCGUCGAGGAGCCGAACACGUUUGGGUUGAAUAAUCAUCUCAUGGCUCAGGGCAACAGGCUGCAGGCCAGAGUCAGCCCGGCUCCAGUGUCUGGGCCCCCUCACCUGCUCCGGCUGGCCGGGAAAUGCUUCAGCUACACCGAGUCGAUGUACAAGUAUGAGUUCUGUCCAUUUCAUAACGUGACCCAGCAUGAGCAGACAUUCAGAUGGAAUGCCUACAAUGGAAUUCUGGGGAUAUGGCAGGAGUGGGAGAUUGAGAACAAUACUUUCACAGCCAUGUGGAUGAGGGAAGGAGACUCCUGUGGAAACAAAAACAGGCAAACAAAGGUCAUCCUGACGUGUGGGAGCAGCAGUAAGCUAGCGCGUGUGUCAGAGCCUCAGACCUGUGUUUAUUCUUUGACGUUUGAGACGCCACUUGUUUGUCAUCCACACUCACUCCUGGUGUACCCAGUGCUGAGUGAACGGCUGCAGAAAGAAUGGGAUGAAACUGAGCAGGCUCGAUAUGAUGGACUCAUCACGGAGCAGGGUUAUAGUAAAAUGUUAAGGGAGCUGUUUGAAGAAGCAGGGUUUCUGAAGAAGACACGGCAGCAGAAACAGGAGGAACAGAAACAAUCACCCGAACACCAGAGUCCGGACCCGUGCAAACAGGACUUUGAGAAACAGAGGGCAGAAAUUGAACGACUUCGCUCUCUCCUCACCCAACACAACAUAUCCUAUGACCCACAGACAGUCAGGUUAAAGACCCCAGUGACCCCUGAACCCGCAGUCAGGUUAAAGACCCCAGUGACCUCUGAACCAUCCGUGCGGCAGGACCAGCAUCUCCGAGGUGACACUGGGGUUGUUGCUGACCUGUGAGGUCAACACCUGCAUGUCUGAGGUCCCCAGUUUAGGAAACCAGUACAGUGACUACAAGCAGAACCACAGACAGCCUGGGUGUGUUUUCAGAACAACAGUGUGAAGUGGAAGAGGAAAUUCAGUAUUCAGUACCUGAAUGUUGGGUUCAGAUGAAUCAGAUUCUCCAAAUGAGAGAUUUGCCAGAUGUGGACAGUGGAACAGGUCUUAAAAUCAAAAGCUAAAGUUUACUUCUGAGGAUGUACAUUUAUUAAAAUGUUAACUACUGAAAAUGAAAACUCCUGAUAUACCCAAAGACCCUGUGCAGUUUCAAACACACACACCUUUUAGAUUGAAAUGUGAAUGGUGUCAAAUGUUUGGAAGAAAUGUUGAUUAAAUUGUGUGUUCCAGUGAUGGAUUCUGUCAUUUGGCUGUGGCUUCAGAAUCAGUUUUCUUAACAAUGUUUCCAGGUGGGGUAGGUUUUGUUUGGUAUUGUUGUUGGUAUUGUUGUUUUUCCUAUCUCAU
Molecule: messenger RNA, 1502 nt
Organism: Chanos chanos (milkfish)
Lineage: Eukaryota; Metazoa; Chordata; Actinopteri; Gonorynchiformes; Chanidae
Gene: gnptg
Product: N-acetylglucosamine-1-phosphate transferase subunit gamma
Exons: 10
Coding region: 60-1001 (313 amino acids)
Cellular component (GO): Golgi apparatus
Source: RefSeq, a predicted model, not a curated record